Molecule: messenger RNA, 1019 nt
Organism: Didymodactylos carnosus
Lineage: Eukaryota; Metazoa; Rotifera; Eurotatoria; Philodinida; Philodinidae
Source: the annotation of a GenBank genome assembly
AUGCAUUCACGUGGAUCAUGGUCUGUUAAAAGUGAGCCUCAAAACUAUGAACAAAUUUACGAUUAUUUUCGACAAAUAUUAAUCAAUUGUUCCAAAUCCGUUGAUACAAUCGAACAAAGCUAUUAUCAUCAACACCAGUCAUCUGUUCGAACUACACUGACAACGUGGUCAAAACCGUUGAAUGAUCUCCGAAAUUGUCGUCAACUACAAGAGAUUCGAAAUGGAAAAACUAUUCGUGAUUUAUUAAAUGAUAUUAAAACUGGUGAGUUUAUUAUUGGACCGGUAUCAAACGAGUCAAUUUUGUUAUUAAGACGAAUAACGGAGAGAACAAAUCAAAUCUUAAACACCAAGUUGCCAGAGUUAGCAAAAACAAUCGAAGAAUGUAUGAGUCAAAUGGAACAAUAUUUUCUCUCCUUCUAUCAAAUUGAACACGUUCAAGACAUUGUACUACAGAGAAGAAAAGAAAAAUUACCUGAUGAGAAUGUUGAAACAGCCUAUACAUACGAAAAAUGUCGAUGGGAACAUAUGACGGCUGUCAAUAAAUCGAUGCGAUUGAUACAGGAUAUGAAGAUGACAGUAGAAAAUGUGAAAGGUGUUCAAAUGGCUCAAUUGAGUCGUGAAUGUCAAGAAUUAGCCAUUCGAACCCAUCUUCAAUAUUUGCCAUAUGUUUUCGCUGUACCCGAGUGUUUUGUGGAAGCAAGAAAAGCGAUAAAAGAAUUAGAAACAUGGCUGGAAGAGGAUACAUUAUACAACUCGUUUAUUCUGAAAUCAAUUAAAAAGUUGGAUGAAAAAGUCAAUAAUGCUAAAAAGGAAUUGAACCAGGCCAAAACACAAUUAAUUAAUAUUGAACACAAAAUAUUAGCCACAUAUCAACUGGAUCCAAUUAAUGAGUCACCUGCACUCUGUGAAAUAAGAAACUUUUUAAUGUUUUCAACAUUAACAACAUCAACAUGGUUUAUUGCAUUAGCAUCAAUUGAUCGCUAUUUUAUUAGUUGUCAAAAUGUUAAACGUCGUCAACU